GUCACAGCAUAUAGAUAGUACCCACAGAAAUGUUACAGUAGGGAUGACUCAAUAUGCAAACAGUGAUGUCACAGUGUAGGGAUAAUGCACAGAGUGAUGUCACAGCAUAUAGAUAGUACCCACAGAAAACUUACAGUGGGGAUGACUCAAUAUGCAAACAGUGAUGUCACAGUAGUGGGAAAAUGUGCUUAGUAUAUUAAAGUAUAGAACAUGGUGAAAGAUGUAGUUUUGCAACAGCUGGAGGCACCAUGUUUGUAAAACACUGUUCUAAGGAUCCAGAAGCUGUCACCAAUCUCCCUAACCUGGGACCAUGCAGAACAGGAGGAAAGCCUUCGAUAAGCUGUGUCCAAACAGGAUAGCUGCUAUAUCUAACAGGGGCACUAGGAAGCCAGAGAGGAAGGUGUCAAGGAGGAUAUUUGGGGACCCCCCUGGCCCUGUGACUAUCUAUGUGGACCAGUCUCCAAACACUGUAGAUGCAGCGCUGUCUGCUAUUGACUGGCAGGAUUUAGCCGACUGUAACAGUGUCAUACAGCAGGACGCCGAUAGGGGCAGUGUAACGCAGCAGGGACCUUGCUUGCAGAGUGAGCCGGAGUUUGAUCUGCAGGAAUUCAGGGAUGCCGUGGACAGCUUUAUUGACGACCAGACAGCUCACAUGCAAACAGGAAUGGGUGCUGCAAACUUCCUUCUCUUACCCCCUGAUGGGCCAGCAUUCGAGCCAUGCAUGGUCCCCCAUAUUCAUGCACCCCAACUUACGCCCAUCAACGUGCAGCCGAUUCCUAGCACAGAGCAAUUUUGGAGGGAUAUGGCAGAUCAGAACCAAAAGGCGCUGGGAGAUGCCUUGGUGCAGAACAAUCAGCUGCAUGUGAGCCUGAAUGAAAAGCAGGAGGAGAUCGCCUGCCUGAAAGAGAAAAACGUUCAGCUCAAAGAACUCGCGAACCAGGCAAAGCAUUUGGCGUCUGUGCUUGAUGAGCUGAUGAGCCAGCGGUCCGCGGAUAAUCCCAGCCUUUCUUCUGAAGGCUUACUGAGCCGGCCUCCGGUAAAAAGAAGUUUAGAGGAGUUCUAUCCACAGACCACCGAACAGGAAUGUAACCAGGUGGAUGAAAUAUUAAGGGAAAUUUCCGAGAAGUGCAAGGCCGCCCUUAUGGGGAGUGCCCACAGUGAAGCCAAGCGUCCUAAACUGUUUUCUGAGGACCCCGUAGAGGGCCAGGGUGAGGUCACCACCACCAUCAAAAUGUGCGGAGCAUUUCAAGGACUGAAGACCUCCACAGGUCACAGCUCGGUGAGCUUGAGUAACACCGAUUUAGAAGAAGACGUUACCUUCAGGACCUCUAUCAAAGACCACUGCACCAUUCGGACUCUCGCUUUUCCCCAGGGAAAUGCCUUCACCAUAAGGACAAAUGAAGGAGGAUAUAAGUUUAGAUGGGUCCCCAACUGAGUCCGGCUGCAAUCAGCUAACUACACUUCCAUGAAUUUCUUUCUGCUCACCCUGCUGGUUAUCAGGAAUUCCACCAGGGGGCGAGCAACACUAGCAGUUAUUCUACUGUAACCUAAUAACAAGGACUAUUGAGCUAAUAAAUAGCUACAUAUGGGUGUAUUAGGGCUCUUUCUAACCUGUUGUAUAGAGCCGUAAUACAGUAUUUCUAGAAGUCUAUGGGACCAGACUGUAAUGCAGUGUUUCUCAACCAGGGUUCUCCCAGCUGUUGAAAAAGCCUUUGGCUGUCUGGGCAUGCUGUGAGUUGUAGUUGUAGGGAGAAUACCUCUUUUAUGCAGUGUUGUAUGGUACAAUAGCAGUG
Molecule: messenger RNA, 1793 nt
Organism: Hyla sarda
Lineage: Eukaryota; Metazoa; Chordata; Amphibia; Anura; Hylidae
Gene: MCIDAS
Product: multiciliate differentiation and DNA synthesis associated cell cycle protein
Exons: 8
Coding region: 311-1435 (374 amino acids)
Biological process (GO): negative regulation of DNA replication; negative regulation of cell cycle
Cellular component (GO): nucleus
Source: RefSeq, a predicted model, not a curated record